CCAUUCCUUCCGUUCCGCCAACGAGACUUUACACAGAUGUGUUGUGUUUCAGGCGUGCUCGGUUGAGGCGGUUGGACUCCGUUCGCGCAGUGGGAUCAACUUCUUUCAGAGGGUCUACCGUCUCCUACUCGGACACCUCGAGUUCAAUGUAACAGUUAUCGUAAGCAGUGUAGAUCAAGGUGAUCGGGGAGUUACUUUGUUGGAGAAUUUAACAUAUUUAGACGGGGGUUUAAACGCAGAAGAAAAUGCCUGUAGCUUCUCUCCUGCCUUUCACGCUCACUCCGAAUAGGAAGUCCGCCAGCCCGACCUCCUUCAGGCUCACGGAGAAAUUCAUCCUGCUUUUAGUGUUCAGCGCCUUCAUCACCCUGUGUUUCGGAGCUAUCUUCUUCUUGCCGGAUUCCUCGAAGCUGCUCAGCGGAGUUUUCUUCCGCUCGUCGUCGGUGGAGGCAGAGACGCGCACAGGUACGGUCAGUGACACAAGCACCGGGACGGGCAAGGAUGAGAAGAUCCUCGCCAAGAUCAGAAAAGACCACGAAAAGGCGCUGAUUGAGGCCAAGGACACCCUACAGAAAGGGCCGAACGAGAUCAAGCAGGACAUCAACAGCGACAAAGCGAAACUUGCGCUAAACGGACAGGGGAAGGGAGCGAAAGCUGACAGUUUGCCGUUCGUUCAGUACGAGCGGCCGCCUGGAGCAACAGGGCACGAGCCCGCGGAUCCUGACAUUAAAGCGAAAAGAGCCAAGAUUAAAGAGAUGAUGCAGUUUUCUUGGGACAAUUACAAGCGCUACGCCUGGGGCUCCAACGAACUGCGUCCCAUCUCUAAACAAGGCCACUCCAGCAAUUUGUUUGGUAGUCUCAAAGGAGCCACCAUUGUGGAUGCACUGGACACGCUCUACAUUAUGGAGAUGUAUGACGAAUUCGAGGCUGCUACCGAGUGGGUGGACAGGAACCUAGACUUUAACAUGAAUGCCGAAAUCUCUGUCUUUGAAGUGAACAUCCGUUUUGUUGGAGGCCUGCUGUCUGCCUAUUAUCUCUCAGGCAAAGAGGUAUGUAAACCUGGAGUGUACAGAUGUUUUUUCAGGUUUUACCAGACUGAAUAUGUGCUUAUGGCCAAAGGAUUUGAUAUGCAAGCUGGCUAUAAUUGACACGCUGCCUGAAGGAAGCUGGAAGCUUGUAGCUGGCAUUUGUUCUCGGCUCCUACGCUUUUAAAGACACCGUUUCCUUAAAUCUCUGUGUGAAACUGUUGGAAAUCGGUGACAUUUAUAGUUACACAGUACACAAUAGACCUCUCAGGAGAGCCACAGGAGCCUCAGGUCUGUCUUGUCCCGGUGGUCUGGCUGUUUGCCCGGACGUUGAGUCAAGUCAAACAAACACACACACACACACCAUCCCACUUAGAGCUCAUUCUGAGAUCCCGGCACAUCCAGGAAGCUCUGUGCCCACUCUGCUAAAUUGAAAGCCUUUUUGAAACCAAAAAGAUGUUGGACUCUCAAGCGUGACCUGAAGCACACACACAAAGCCCAUUUCCAAGCCUUCAUUGAAUCAGGCUAAUGUAGAACUUCGCUCAUAUUUCCAAUCUCCCCUCCUGUAAAUGAGAUUUUCCCAGCAGCAUCUGGCAGAACGUGAAGGAUCUGAUUCAAAUCAAAAGAGUGGCAUUUUCCGCUGAUACUCAGGGCUUUCUCAUUGUGUCCUGCAGCAAAUGUGCUCUCAGUGAUAGUGUACGCUUUCAUUUGUGCGGUUUGUCCGGAGAGAGAACGGCUCACUGUGUGAGCUUCAUCGUGUCUGUACUUGUGUGGUUGUGUUGAUGUAAGGCAGACCCUUCAACAGAACAGCCAUCUCUCAUCUCCACAGUGACUCUUCCUCCAACUAGCACAGAAUAGCUA
Molecule: messenger RNA, 1883 nt
Organism: Sinocyclocheilus grahami
Lineage: Eukaryota; Metazoa; Chordata; Actinopteri; Cypriniformes; Cyprinidae
Product: mannosyl-oligosaccharide 1,2-alpha-mannosidase IA-like
Exons: 4
Coding region: 246-1145 (299 amino acids)
Biological process (GO): mannose trimming involved in glycoprotein ERAD pathway; carbohydrate metabolic process
Cellular component (GO): endoplasmic reticulum; Golgi membrane; extracellular exosome
Molecular function (GO): mannosyl-oligosaccharide 1,2-alpha-mannosidase activity; calcium ion binding
Source: RefSeq, a predicted model, not a curated record